This is a messenger RNA of Myotis davidii, 4117 nucleotides long. It is a transcript of the gene CUNH16orf96, whose product is annotated as chromosome unknown open reading frame, human C16orf96. The transcript is spliced from 17 exons. The record is from RefSeq and is a predicted model, not a curated record. The coding region runs from base 474 to 4046 and encodes 1190 amino acids. NCBI's taxonomy places the organism in Eukaryota, Metazoa, Chordata, Mammalia, Chiroptera, Vespertilionidae.
CCUGUUUUUGUAUCUUCUGUUACAGGUUGGAGCCAGUUGGAGCAUACAGUGUGCAGCUUUUGUAAUGCAACAUUCCAGGUUUCUCAAGGGGUUCCGUCCACUGGGGCAGAGCCUGAGCAUCAUGAAGGAGACUUCUGAGGAGCGAGCUGCCUCUCUGUCACCUUCCCGGCAUGCUUCUUGGAAAGGAUCAUUGGGUCUUACGUAAAUAAUCAAGGGGCUUGAAUUAAAAGAAACAGCUGUUUGUUCAAACAUUCAUCAACUAUUAACUGAGUACCUCCUCUGCUGCACUCCAGACCCUCGGAAGCACGCCCACUGCCAUGUUCUUUGGUAUCCUAGCAACCAAAAACUCUCAUCUGAGCUCUGGCCAGGACAGAGGCCAUUUUCCCCCUGACUGCCGUGACUUACAGCCUCUCCAGAUCUCUGAGCAUUUGUUUGUGCAGCUCGUGGUCCACUGAAGGCCACCACUCGUCCCCAUGGAUGCCCCAAACCCCAGCUCGACUGACCUUCCUGACAACAUGAGCUUCUCGCUCUCGUUCUCUGAGCUGGUCAACAUUGCCAUCCCGCAGUACGGUGUGGUGAACUUCAAGGCCCUGCACCUGGUGCUCCAUGGCAUCCUGGAGCACAUCAACAUGGCUGAGCUCAAGAAGGUCCUCUCAGGAGAUGAGGAAUUCCUCCAGACCUCACAGAACAUGUUAAUGCCCCGGGAAGGAGAUGGUCAGCCCACCGUCCAGCCCCUGAAGAGGCUGAGCAAUGUCUUCGACCACGUGGUGAGCCGUAUCGAGAGGUUAGAGAGCCAGCUGAGCAUGCUGCAUGAAAUGCCUUCCACCUCCAUGCUGCUGGAGGGCAGCCAAGGGACCAACCGGCCUGCCCAGGAACUGUGGCAGCUGAUAAAGCUCCGGAAGAUGGUGGAGGGCAAUGAAGAAGCCUUAGAAAAGGCUAUGAAGACCAUGCAGGAUUUGCUCACCGACAUUAAUUCACUCAAGACUGACACUGAAACCCUCAGGAAGGAUGUGGACAUGCUGAAGGACAUGUGGAAUAAGAUACACCUGGACCGCAUAAACACUUUCUUUGAUGACAUGAAAGCGCAGAACCGGAAGAUAAAUGUGCUGCAGCGGGAUGUGACUGCUCUCCAGAACAAGAUUAGCACCAUCCCCAAAGCUGACGACUUGGUACUCUGGAGUAGCCUCCACGAUGCCUUGUUCGCCCCGGUAAAAGAGCUGGAAGAUUCUGAUAUGUGGAAAGUUGCAGAGAAGCUCCCAGAGCCUGAACUUGCCCAGACCACCAUGUUCCUCGAAAGUUCUGGUCCCAGCCAGGUCUCAGAGGCCUUCCAACUCCCCAGGCCCUUGGAGACCGUUUGGCAUUACCCGGUCCCUGGGCAAGUACAGAAGGAGGAGUCUGCCCAUGGAGUUCCUCUCACAGGGGCCCAGGGGUUGGGCCAGUCUCAGGUGCUCGAGCCUGGGCCAGCACCCAAACCUGCGCCAGAGCCUGAGCCCAUGCCUGGCCUUGAGCCCAUACAACAGCCCAGUCUGGCACCUGGGUUCAUAUUACCACCUUGGCCUAGGUUCAGACCGAAGACUAUGGCCAGACCUGGGCCUGCAUAUGGACCUGGGCUUGCAUUUGGACUUAGACCUGCCCCCGGACCUGGGUUUGUCCCUAGACCUGGGCCUGCCCCUGGACCUGGGCCUAUAUAUGGACCUGGACCUGGGUAUGGACCUGGGCCUGCCCCUGGACCAGGGCCUGCCCCUGAACCCAUGCCCCCUGGGCCUGCCCCUGGACCUGGGCCUAUAUAUGGACCUGGACCUGGGUAUGGACCUGGGUAUGGACCUGAGACUCCAUAUGGACCUGGGCCUAUGUAUGGACCCGGGCCUAUGUAUGGACCUGGGCCUGCCCCCGGACCAGGGCCUGCCCCUGAACCCAUGCCCCCUGGGCCUGGGCCUGAGUUUGGACCUGGACCUGCUCCUGCCUCCGGGCCUGGGCUUGCCCCAGGCUUUUGGCCCACACCACCAAGAUUCUGGCCUAUGCUAUCAAGAGGUGGGCUUCCUCCAAGAGGCUUGUCUGACGGUAGCAGUUGGCCUUUCUGGGGCUUAGGUCACUUUCAGCCUGGCCCAAGCCAAUUGGACUCCCAGGGUUUCAGGGCCCCACCACCAGCCAUAGAGCCUGGCUCAGCCUGGCCUCAGACACUGGAGUCACGGGAAGAGAUGCAACAGCUCCCAUCUCUCUCAGAAGGUACAGAAGAAGAUUACUUACAGUACAAGACGGACACUCACGAGGUAGCCCCUGCUGCUCAAACCUCUGAAGAAGAACCCCCUAAGAGUGCCCGGACCGCCCUUCGUCGGAUGAAAACUACUGCUGUCAUUGCAGCUGCUGCCGCCGCCGCCUAUGCAGCUGCCGCGAGCUCAGCAACCCGGGCAGCUGAGGCCUCAGCCCGGGCCGCUGAGUCCUCAGCCCUGGUCGUCCAGGAUGCCCCCGCCACUAAACUGGCCUCUGUAGCAACAAGCGUGGCUGCAUCUGGACCCUUAGGGAUCUUUGCAGAUGUUAUGGGCGCUGGGUCUUCCCGUGGGGCCAUACCCUCCAUGUCAAUCACUGAUGCGGCAGAGAUGGGCUAUGAAGAGUUUGUCGCUUCUACGUAUGCUACUCACUUCAUCGCUCCUGACACUGAGCUGUCCCAGGCCACGCUGGUUGCCAGACAGGCAAUAACUCCUGAAGACAAGAAGAAGGCCGUCAAGUAUUCCAUGAGCCACAUAGCCCAGAUACCCGUUAAACACGACUCCCUGAAAGAAGAGUUUGACCAGCUGUCAUCGCACAUGAAACAUCACAUAGCUCAUCUAGCUCAUAGGGGAAGCUCUUCCAAGUUUGGGAUGACACUGGACAUACUGCAAGAAAAGAUUGGCAACCUCCAGAAAUCCAGGUUACAGGAGGAGGAACUUGAGAAAGUUUGGGGCCACCAAAUAGCGGCGAUGAAGGAUCAUUACAUCGUUCUGGACAGGGCAGUGGAAAAGAUCUAUAAUCGCCUGGAGGAGUUUAAGAUUCUAGAGUCUCAAAUAAAAAACCUAGACAUGAUCAAGGCAGACAAAAGUGAGAUGGAGCAGGAGUUAAAAGAGAAAGCUGACAAGAGCAUCCUGGCAGCCAAGGCCAGCCGUGUUGACCUGGAGAGGGUGGAGAUGGAGCUGAACGAGAUGGUUCAGGGCAUACUACUGAGGGUCAUGUCCCAGGAGGAUGACUGGAAGAAGAUGGUGGAGCAGCUCAGCAAGGACGUGGGCAGCAAGCUGAACAGCAAGGAUUUGGACAGUCUAAAGAAAGACAUAAAUGAGGUCUGGCAUAUAGUCAAGAAGCUGCUCAUUGAAGGCCUCCGAUUCGACCCUGACAGUGCCGCGGGCUUUAGGAAGAAACUGUUUGAGCAGGUGAAAUGCAUUUCCUGUGACCGGCCGGUGGAGAUGAUGACUGGCCCACAUCUCAUCACCAUCCGCAAAGCCCACCUGCUGUCCACGCUUCGGCCAUCUAGUGCCAACAGCUACGAGUACCUGCAGCGGCAACAGAUGAGGGAGCAGCAGCAGCUCCAGAACCUUGGAGACCAGGACUGGCACGACGGCCCUGGGAAUGAUGCAAACCUCAAGCUCAAGUCAUAUAACUUGACAACACUCUAUCCCUAUGGGGACCCUGAUAUUUUGGACUAUGAUACCGCCGAGGUGGACAUCCUGGGAGUGGAUGGGAUCCUGUACAAGGGCCGAAUGGAGAACCAGGAAGGCGCACAGCCACUGACCAGCGCGGAGAAGGGGCUGGCUGCUGUAAAGGUUCCACGUCCCCCGACUCGAAACCUAUAUGAGCACUUUGGUGUCAUCUGCCCCCCCCUGCGCUCCAGUGCCAACAUCCGCUCAGAGACUUCAGGCCCCCGUUCAACGACACCAGCUCACACGCCAUCUCUGCCACCCUUGCCAUUGCUGCCUCCCCUGAUGCCACACCUGCAGGAGCCCCAGCAGGCCUCAAGGUCCAUCAGGCAUCCAAGGCCUCAGCGCCCCUAUUCCCGAGUCAGCACGCAGACGACCUAGUAGCCCGACCACCUGUGAGCCCUGUACCCUGUGCCCCCACCAUCCCUUCCACUCCCCGUGCCAGCCAAGAC